Molecule: messenger RNA, 3213 nt
Organism: Colletotrichum truncatum
Lineage: Eukaryota; Fungi; Ascomycota; Sordariomycetes; Glomerellales; Glomerellaceae
Source: RefSeq, a predicted model, not a curated record
AUGGAUUUACCAACACAAGAAGAGCGCGUAGAGUGGGCAAUCUCUCAGCGCCAAUUAUCCAAAAGAGGGGCUUACAAUUUAGUCCAUCGAGACAUAUGGGGGCCUCGAGAGAAGUCUAUGGCCAACCCAUGGUCACCAAGCAACCCUAUGGGAACCGUCAUCCUUCGCUUGGCUGAGAACAGCCUCUUGCAUCACGAGGUUGCAGAGUUCAUUAAAAACCAGAUACAUGUUCUUCCUGCCAACCAUCUUACAUAUAGUACGGGCCCGCGUGGUUCACUACGUCUACGUCGUGCUCUGAGUUCAUUUAUGAACGAGGAAUUUCACCCACGCCGAGAGGUCACCUCUGACAAUCUCUUCAUUACACCUGGUCUGGCUAGUGGCUUGGACGCAAUAGCUUGGUCAAUUUGCGACGAAGGAGAAGGCAUCUUGAUCCCACAGCCUUUCUACAAUGGCUUCAGCUUUGACCUACUAAAUCGCAGCAACACUCGAGUCGUCGGAGUGUCAUAUGAGGGUGUUGAAGGGUGUACAGGCCUUGACGACCUGUUUCGACCUGAGGUAAACAGACGAGCUUUGGAGUCAGCUUUGUUCAGGGCCCGACGUGCCGGUGUGACAGUUCGUGCCCUGCUCAUCUCAAAAUGCUAUCCCCCCGAAACCCUCGUAGAGUUCGCAUCAUUCUGCAGCAGGAACGGGUUGCAUUUCCUGUCUGAUGAGAUCUAUGCUAAGUCUGUUUUUCCGAACCCUGCGAUCACAGGCCAUGCUUCGUUCGUCUCUGUUCUGUCACUCGAUCUUCACGACGUCAUUAGCUCGGAUCUACUACACGUGUUGUACGGUGCAAGUAAAGACUUUUGUGCUAACGGUCUGCGUCUGGGUAUGGUCUAUACUAGGAAUGAAGCUAUUCUGGGUGCCAUGUCAAGUAUUAGUAUGUUCUCUUGGUCACCACACGUCCUCCAAGAUGUUUGGGCAGCCAUGUUGGAAAACAGGGCAUGGCUGGCACGGUUCAUGGAUAAAAAAAACAAACUCAUGGUAGAGAACUACAAGGUUGCUACAUCAUUCCUCCAAAGGCAUAACAUCAAAUACUUCGAGAUGAAUGCCGGCCUAUUCAUCUGGGUUGAUCUACGCCAUUUGUACAUCCCCAAGUCAUCAUAUCAGCAGCCAUCUUACACGAUGCUUAAAGUCACAUCUGAAAAUGCCAGUGUUAGCCGGCAGCGGGAGCUGAAUAUUAUUGAGACAUUUUUAAAGCAUGGAAUCAUGAUUUCACCAGGCAGUGCAUAUGUUCGCAAGAAAGCAAAUCGGUCCUCCUCUAAGAGACCUCAAAGAGCAGUCUCUUCGCUUGCUGAAAGACAACAUAUGCCAUCGCUAUGUGAAGCGUCUGCUGCUGAAGCCGGACGCAGGAUUGCGGGCUCCAAGCAUACCGAAGACAACCCUAGUGUAACACCACUUCGACAAAAUGCCCAAGGCGAGGAGAGUAUAUUUCCUUCUCCAUUAUUGAGACCUCAUAUAGGGCCAAUCCAAUCCGAAAUCGGUCGAGUGGAACCAAAUUCCCAGCCUCAUCGAGCUGUGGACACUACUAAUCUCGCGUACAUUGUCGAGGUGGUUCAUAGACCCAAGGACGGCGUAACUGAGCCUUUGAGGGUUCAUUAUCCGAUUCCAGCCUCCAUUGUAGACCAAUCAGCUACUGCUUUUGGCUCCAAAGCGGCUGGAGAACCCAUUUCCCUCCAGGAAGCUCUCAAAACGCCAGCACCUGAAGUUUCCGACCAACUAGUUCGCGCCUUCUUCGAGAUCAUCCAUGUGGCUUACCCCGUAUUCGACCGACAAAAGUUUACACACUCAUAUCUUCAUGGUCAAGUCUCACCUUUGGUUUUGCAAACCAUUUUUUUCUUGGGCUUUACGGUCGUAGGCGAAAGCACUAUCCAAGCAAGUGGCUUCAGCGACAGAGCUGCUGCCAGGAGGACAUAUUAUCGGCAUGCCAAGGCGCUUUAUGAUGCCGAUUACGGUACUGAUAUCAUGAACGUCGUUGCUGUAUUAUUGCUAUUUGGCUUUUGGUGGGCAGGUCAUGACGAGCAGAAAGACACAUGCCACUGGGUGGGUUGUGCGACGACUUUUGCACAGUCUCUAGGAAUGCAUCGGUCCACAUCACAAUCCGCUUUGACCCCGCAAAUGAAAUCUCUCAGGAAAAGAAUCUGGUGGGCAAUCUACACCCGUGAUAGGCAUACCUCGGCGGCGUUCGGUCGGCCGUGCCGUAUCCGGGAUGAAGACUGUGACAUUGAACCUCUCACCAAAGAUGACUUCAUGUUUGAUAGAAACUACGAAGAGAGGCUCAUACCAGCUCAGCAAGAAUUUCACAUAUCUUACGUGAUGGAGAUGUCGAGAUUGGCAGCAUUAUUUGGAGAUGUUCUUGUUGCGGAAUUUAGUCCGCGUCGAGCUGCAGAAGAAAGGUUUGAUACGAAAGUGCUGAAGAGUAAUCUUCUGCAGUGGGAAUCUCAAUUGCCCAAUUGCCUCCGCAUGUCGUCACUUGACGGCUUGUUAGGAGCCCCUUUUUGGGCUAGCAUGCUACACUUCAACUACCAGUACUUUCAAAUACUUCUCUUCCGGCCAAAGUCCAUAGAGAUCCUCUCUCCUGAGGAUGUAGAACGGGACAAGCGAGCCCGUAUGGCAGCCGACGCGAUCACUCGUAAUGCGGAGGAUCAGUUAGCCGCUGAAACCAUCAGAUCCGGACAGAUUCAUCUUGUACCGGCUUUGUUCGGCGCUCUUUCCAUCCACACCAUAGUCAUAUGCCGGCAAGAUCCUGUUCGUCGACAGCUGGCUGAGAACAAGUCGCGGCAAUGCCUCCUGGCUUUGGGCGAGCUAUCACAGUCUUGGCCCGUGAGAAUAUGGAUUUCUAAAUCAUUCGUCAGUUUGAUGACGAGAUUGACGGGUCAAGGCUCAUCUGCCUCUGACAGAGCAAUCGUCAAUGUGUCCUCCAGCAUCCGUACGACAACCCCCGAAGAUACAUCUAUUGAUGGGUCUCAAAGCGCCUCGGGCAUUCCCAGCAGUGGACAGGUAGUCGCAAACUCCGUGGGGAUUGACAACUUUGAACCACAGGGUUUUCAGGGGUAUGAUGGCUUGAGCCAAGCAACUGACCAACUAUUCUACGACAAUUUUUGGACAUCCUACCUGGACACCGCCUUUGAUGUGGACCUACUCAUACAUCCUACUACGGGGUCUCCACAAUGA